CGCCCGGACGAACUAAGCAUGGGUGCAUGUGUGCUCAGUGUUGUGUCGCUUUAAAAAGUUCGUGCAUUCAAUAGGACAUCCGAUUCAUUCUCGCGUGUGCUGUGAAGUACCUCGUUUCUACAAUGCAGUCAGUGAAGGUCGGACGCUGUGUCUUUCUCGCUGCCAAACUCUCGCAGGUAACACGCAGUUCUUGUAGCUCGCGCUUCGCGUCAGCGGUCAUCAGGGUGGGUCUACGCGGAAUGGCAACCGCCAGCUCACAGCCUGUGGUGAUCCGCAUCCCUAGACGCAUGCAAGAACGUAUAGAGAACAUCAAACAGAUGCAAAGCAAGAAGUUUGACAAGCUGCCAACAGUCAAGCCUGGUAGACUGUUGAUCAAGAGCAAGAACCCUCAACUAAACCAGUCUGUCGGCUAUACACUUGGGAAAUUUGAACAACCUGUUCUGACAUCCAAAGGAUGGAAGAGUAACAAAGCGUUAGGGGAUUAUUUCUGCAUAAACAGCAUCCAAAGUACUCCACCAUCUGUCCUCAAGCAGAAGGAUGAGGGCGAUGACGGUGCUUCCGCCUCCCAAAAAACAUUCAACUGCUUUAAUAUUUGUCCAGAACUGGUUGAGACUUUACAAAGCCAGAAUAUAAUUCAUCCCACAACAGUGCAGAUGCAAACCAUUCCCAAAAUACUAAAAGGACGCAAUAUUCUCUGCGCUGCAGAGACGGGAAGUGGAAAAACUCUCGCUUACCUCCUUCCCAUCAUCCACAGGCUGCAGGAGGAGCCUUUCACAGAUUCUGAGAGAAACGUUCGCGCUGUGGUCAUCGUCCCGUCACGGGAGCUAGCAGAGCAAGUGACGUCUGUAGCCCGAUCAAUCAGCAAAUCGUUUGGACUCGUGGUCAAAAUCGCAGGAGGUGGAAGAGGUGUGGGAAACAUCAAAGCAGCGUUCACUCACGGUCAGCCGGAUGUUUUAGUGGCUACUCCUGGCGCCUUGCUAAAGGCCCUCUGGAAGCACUUCAUUAACUUGAACGAACUAAACUUCCUAGUCAUCGACGAAGCCGACACUAUGUUUGACGAAAGCUUCGCAGGCAUGCUUGAGAAUAUUCUUUCGCAUACCGAGGUGGCAUCCAGGCUCUCUGAGACGGUUGGGCUCGUCCGUAAAGCUCAGCUAGUUGUGGUGGGAGCCACGUUUCCGGGUGGCGUAGGAGAGGUCCUCGGUAAGGUGACUGACUUGGCCAGCAUGGUGACCGUUAAAAGCCGGAUGCUACAUCAUCUCAUGCCACACGUAAAACAGACUUUUCUCAGGGUCAAAGGUGCGGACAAGAUUCUAGAGCUUCAUCAGGCACUGAAAAAGGCCGAAAUGGAGCAUAAAGGAGUUUUGGUCUUCUGUAACUCUGCUUCCACUGUCAACUGGCUGGGUUACUCGCUUGAGGAAAUGGGUGUUCGUCAUAUGAGGCUCCAGGGAGAGAUGCCUGCGACUAUGAGGGAGGGAAUUUUUAAGAACUUUCAAAAAGGGAGUGUUGAUGUUCUAAUAUGCACUGACAUCGCUUCAAGAGGUUUGGACACACAGAGAGUCGGACUUAUCGUCAAUUAUGACUUCCCGGAGACCCACGCAGAUUACAUCCACCGGGCAGGGCGCGUGGGGAGAGCAGGGGGCUCCGAGGGAGGGGAGGUGCUGAGCUUCGUUACGCACCCGUGGGAUGUGGAACUUGUGCAGAGAAUAGAGACCGCAGCCAGGAGGAGAACAUCUUUACCAGGGAUGGAAUCCGAAAUUCAGAAACCCAGCCAUAAAACAGACUUUCAAGAUGUAGAAAAGUGACCAAAUUAAGAUUAGCCUUACAAAACAGUGAAUUUAUUAUUGUAUAUUUGGUGUGUAAAGACUUUAAAAUAAGUAUUUAAAAAACAGUUUGUUCUAAAGCUUAUGUUCAAAUUAAAGGGAUAGUUCACCCAAAAAUGAACACUGCUCACCCUCAUGUUGUUUCAAAAGACUUUCUUUAUCCUGUAGAACACAAAUAUAUUCUGACAUCUGUUUCUAUUUAUUUAAUUAUUUUUGGAACCCUUUUGACCUUUAUUGUAUAGACAAAAAGAGUUGAAAGCUUCAUCAAAAUAUCUUCUUAUGUGUUCUGUACAAGAAACAACAUCAUAUAGAUUUGGAAUUAAAGAGUUAUUUGUAUAUUUGUUGCGUUGAACCUUUAAAGACUAAACAUUUACAUCUUAAAGGGCCAGUUCACUCA
Molecule: messenger RNA, 2217 nt
Organism: Labeo rohita (rohu)
Lineage: Eukaryota; Metazoa; Chordata; Actinopteri; Cypriniformes; Cyprinidae
Gene: ddx28
Product: DEAD (Asp-Glu-Ala-Asp) box polypeptide 28
Exons: 1
Coding region: 123-1802 (559 amino acids)
Biological process (GO): mitochondrial large ribosomal subunit assembly
Cellular component (GO): mitochondrion
Molecular function (GO): nucleic acid binding; RNA helicase activity; ATP binding
Source: RefSeq, a predicted model, not a curated record